AUGCAUAGGAAUAGUAUUAUCCUGCUAAGGCUUACUCUCGUGCUUCAGAGAAAUUGGGCACAUAGGAAUACACAGUCUCAAGAGGAUAAUCCCACCAAGAAACACCACCAAGACUUAGGACAUGACAGUGCUUUUACUGUCUCGAAACUUCAAGUUGCUUGUCAUUCAAAGGGUUCAUGA
Molecule: messenger RNA, 180 nt
Organism: Funneliformis caledonium
Lineage: Eukaryota; Fungi; Glomeromycota; Glomeromycetes; Glomerales; Glomeraceae
Source: the annotation of a GenBank genome assembly